GAUUUGAAGUGAUGAUGCAUUCAUUACACAGACAUGUGAUUACAUUUUAUUGCAUAACUUGGGAAAAGGACGACGAGACGUAAAAAUACUGAGGGGAGAAAGGUGUUUUGUUCAGUGAGAAGAACAGACUGCCCUGAACAGGAAAAAACAACACAGGAUGUAUCGACUCGCUCUCCUCUGUGUGCUGGCGACUGUUUCGGUCGCCUGGUCUCGGCCUCACCUCGCGCUUCCCUCCUCAGAGAUGAUCGACUUUAUCAACAAGGCCCGCACCACCUGGACGGCUGGGCAGAACUUCCAUAACGUUGAUAUCAGCUAUGUGAAGGGACUGUGUGGGACCGUACUGAAUGGACCCAAGCUGCCAGAGGUGGUUCAUGAUAUUGAAGGCAUACAGCUUCCAGACAGCUUUGACCCACGCCAGCAGUGGCCCAACUGUCCCACCAUCCAGCAGAUCAGAGACCAGGGCUCGUGUGGUUCCUGCUGGGCCUUUGGGGCAGCUGAGGCGAUAUCCGACAGGUUAUGUAUCCACAGCAGUGCUCAGAUCUCUGUGGAGAUCUCAGCUGAAGAUCUGCUGUCCUGCUGUGAUGAGUGUGGCAUGGGCUGCUUUGGUGGUUUCCCCUCUGCUGCCUGGGAAUUCUGGGCAAAGAAAGGACUCGUGACAGGAGGCCUGUAUGGCUCCAAAGUCGGCUGCAGGCCCUACUCUCUCGCUCCCUGCGAGCAUCACGUGAAUGGAACUCGUCCUCCGUGUCACGGAGAGCAGGAUACUCCCAAGUGUGAGGAGCUGUGCAUCGAUGGAUACUCUCCAUCCUAUCCGAAGGACAAACACUUUGGGAGAAGUACGUACAACGUCCCGUCCCAGCAGGAGCAAAUCAUGACCGAGCUGUACAAGAACGGGCCAGUGGAGGCAGCUUUCUCCGUUUAUGCGGACUUUCUAUUGUAUAAGACUGGCGUUUAUCAGCAUGUGACAGGGGAAAUGCUGGGUGGUCACGCCAUCAAGAUACUGGGCUGGGGAGAGGAGAAUGGGACGCCCUACUGGCUGGCUGCGAACUCCUGGAACAGUGACUGGGGAGACAAAGGUUUCUUCAAGAUCAAGCGUGGAAACGAUGAGUGUGGGAUUGAGUCAGAGGUGGUUGCAGGAAUCCCACUCAACUAGAUAACAAUGCGUCCUGGCUGUAACUGUCUUGACAUUGUUAUAAAUAAACCAUUAUGUUGAUCUCCAGCUUUCAUGUUUAAAGGAAUGAAUCAGACUUUUUACGUGUCAUGAAAUGGACGUUGUGCAUUUGAUGUUAUGGCUAGUGUGUUUCAUCACGGCGGCGGUGGAUUCAAAUACAAUGGAUGGACAGCACAGAGCCUGAGGCCGCACUUCCUGUAAGAUAAACAUUUUGACAAGAAUCUAUACAAACUUACCAAGCACUAUUUGUUCACUUUGUGAUGUGUGCAUUUGUAAAAACAGGUUUUGAACACACAUUUGUUAGAACCCAAAGUUACGAACAAAUCCUUGUAUCAGCAUUAUUCUAAUAAAAGUAGGCCGUGAGAUUCAUGACUGAACAUCAUCAG
Scophthalmus maximus (turbot) is the source of this 1554-nucleotide messenger RNA. It is a transcript of the gene ctsbb, whose product is annotated as cathepsin Bb. The record is from RefSeq and is a predicted model, not a curated record. Gene Ontology annotation, biological process: regulation of catalytic activity. Gene Ontology annotation, molecular function: cysteine-type endopeptidase activity. Bases 158 to 1150 code for a protein of 330 amino acids. Gene Ontology annotation, cellular component: lysosome. The transcript has 10 exons. Lineage: Eukaryota; Metazoa; Chordata; Actinopteri; Pleuronectiformes; Scophthalmidae.